This is a messenger RNA of Contarinia nasturtii (swede midge), 1574 nucleotides long. RefSeq names its product putative Dol-P-Glc:Glc(2)Man(9)GlcNAc(2)-PP-Dol alpha-1,2-glucosyltransferase (gene Alg10). NCBI's taxonomy places the organism in Eukaryota, Metazoa, Arthropoda, Insecta, Diptera, Cecidomyiidae. Bases 150 to 1520 code for a protein of 456 amino acids. Gene Ontology annotation, biological process: dolichol-linked oligosaccharide biosynthetic process; protein N-linked glycosylation. The record is from RefSeq and is a predicted model, not a curated record. Gene Ontology annotation, cellular component: endoplasmic reticulum. The transcript has 6 exons. Gene Ontology annotation, molecular function: dolichyl pyrophosphate Glc2Man9GlcNAc2 alpha-1,2-glucosyltransferase activity.
UCUUAAAACUUGUCUGUCACAUACAUUGUUCUUGCUUAACAUUGAAUCAAAACAAAUUUGAAAAUAAUGAACGUAAUAUGUUAUUUCAAACAAAAAACUCUUUAAAAUAUCGAAAAUUUACAAAUAAAUAUUGUGCACCCAACUGAAAAAUGUCACCGCUUUACUUUAUAUUAGCUCUUUAUACAUCUUUUUCAUUGCCAAUAUUCUAUUUGGUCUUUAAUGCAUCCGAAUUGGUGGUGGAUGAGGAAUUUCACUUAAGACAAGGACGUCAUUACUGUUUGGGAAAUUUUGAUAUAUGGGACCAAAAGAUAACAACAUUCCCAGGUUUAUACAUUUUUUCAGCGAUACUUCUUUGGCCGGCCCAGUUAUUUGGUAUGGAUUUAUGCAGUACUUUUGCACUUCGACUAACAUCCUUAUUUGCAUCAAUUAUAAACGUUGUUUUGAUCUAUGAAAUUCGACGAAAUGUCCUUCAAAAAGUAAACUCAAUCAAAAUUGCAUUUGAAACUCUUAUACUGUCGAUUAUGCCGCCAAUGUAUCUUUUUGCGCAUCUUUAUUACACCGAUAUUGUUUCCAUCACAAUGGUUUUAGCUAUGUUUUUGCUCAACCAAAAGCAAAGACAUAGGCUUUCUGCCAUUUUUGGAUUUUUGAGUGUGUUGAUGCGACAAACAAACAUUGUCUGGGUUGGAAUGAUUCUUGGUUAUUCAAUUAUGGAUAAGAUAAUUUCUCAAACAUUGCCAUUUAUAAAAGACUCGGAAAAACGUUCGAAUAAUUCAUACAACUUUCAGGACAUAUUUUCUGUGCUUGGGUUUUAUUUAAAACGCGUUUAUUUAGUUCCAAAACAAGUUCGACUUUUAUUCAUUCACUUCAUCGGUUAUAUCUUAGUCAUUGUUGGAUUUAUUGCAUUUGUUUUAGUCAACGGUUCAAUUGUGGUUGGCGAUAAAAGUGCUCACGAAGCCGCUUUGCAUUUGACUCAGAUUUUUUAUUUUAGCAUCUACUACACGAUAUUUGCACCGUCCGUUACUCUGAAAUUCAUUGAAACGACCAUGAAAAUGAUUCAAAAGCACUGGAUCCUGGCCAUAUUGCUAACACUAGCAUCUACAAUUGUAAUUUAUUCUAAUACAAUUGUACAUCCUUAUUUAUUAGCUGAUAAUCGUCAUUACGUUUUCUACGUAUGGAACAAGCUAUACGGGAAAAUGUGGUGGUUUAGAUUUGCCAUGGUACCUCUAUAUCUGAUAUCUAUAUCUAUUUUGUAUCAGUCAAUCGCGAUGCGCUCAGCAGGUUUUCAACUGACUUACAUACUGUGCACAAUUGUAUCGAUUGCUUUUCAACAGCUGAUUGAACUGCGAUAUUUCAUAAUUCCAUUUAUGAUAGCGCGUAUUUCGACCUCUUCCGUUAAAUUUAAGCUAUUAGUUUUCGAACUAAUACUGUAUUUGUUCAUUAAUCUAAUCUUUUUUUAUAUAUUCACCACGAAAGAAAUUUACUGGUCGGAUUAUGCUCAUGUUCAAAGACUAAUUUGGUAAGAAUUUGUAAUUAAAAUGAAAUAAAAAAAACAUUAAAAAUACAAGCAAAUAAAA